Alternaria atra is the source of this 621-nucleotide messenger RNA. RefSeq lists its product as uncharacterized. NCBI's taxonomy places the organism in Eukaryota, Fungi, Ascomycota, Dothideomycetes, Pleosporales, Pleosporaceae. The coding region runs from base 1 to 621 and encodes 206 amino acids. The record is from RefSeq and is a predicted model, not a curated record. The transcript has a single exon.
AUGAAGUUCACCACCUCCGCCGUCAUUGCCUCCACCUUAGCCAUUGUCUCUGCUUCGCCCAUCGCCGCUGUCGACAACACUACCAACACCGAUCCCUUCGCUGCUACCAAGCCUUCUGGCAACGAUGUCUUCCGCCUGAUGUCCUUCCGCACUGGUACCCCCAUUCAGUUCGGAAACGUCCAAGCCAUAAAGGGUGGUCUCAGCAUCAACGCUCCCAAGCAAGACUCCUCCUGCACAGACCCAGAAGCAAACUACGCCAGCUUUUCACUCACCGAGGAGGGCGACUUGUACCUCUACACUCCCAACCCACCUCUGCGGGCCUACGUCGACCGCUCCGGCAUGGGCCAGGGUGUCCUUCAAUUCACAAUGGGUGUCCAGGGCAUCGGCAGGAACCAAGAGCGUGGUCCUUUCAAGAUUGACGACGAGUCGAACUUGGUUUUCGCGGCGGCAAACGGUAUUGUUGGUUUCCAGGCGUGCCCGGGUGCGGAGGAAGAUGGUUACAGCGUCUGGUUGUCGGGUGUUUCGACUCCAGCUGGUAUCGAGGGAUGCAUCCCAUUCACGAUGAAGGCGCUCAAGGAGGAGACGCCUGUCAAGUGCCUCUACAACAACAUGUCAACUUAA